This is a messenger RNA of Phytophthora nicotianae INRA-310, 1322 nucleotides long. RefSeq lists its product as hypothetical. Lineage: Eukaryota; Oomycota; Peronosporomycetes; Peronosporales; Peronosporaceae. The record is from RefSeq and is a predicted model, not a curated record. Bases 55 to 1158 code for a protein of 367 amino acids. The transcript is spliced from 2 exons.
GAAAUGGGAUGCAUAAGCGUUGCCAUUUUUUAAUCAUUUUCUGCAUAUUCUUCCAUGGUGGAGCUGCGCUUCUCGGCGUCCAAAGUGGCGCUGGUCACAGGGCUGCACGACUUCGGUGAUGUGACGGAAGAGGUACUUGACUGUGUGUACCAAGACCGAGAGGAGCUGCUGGCGCUCGACGCGGCCCGGCUGCGACUGCGUCUCGUGUCCAAGGACGAAGAACUGGAGCUGCUUGUCCAAAAGAGUGGAGCGACGGCGGCUCCGCAGCUUCGGGCUGCACUGCGCUGGGCAAAGGGUCGAGCAAAACCUGCACAUGUGGAGGCGGCUCAAAGGCUGCUAGCGGGCGUGGACAAGCGGCUGGUCGAGGCGCAGAAGAGCAACAAACUCGCGAAAGUCGAAGCGCAGGAGGCGCGUAAGCUGCUGGCCGAGAAGAUUCACACAAGUGUCGGCACUCGCAACGAGUCGCUGGCUCUAGAGGCUUAUGAGCGUCAGACUGGGUCCAAAGUACGCCUCACGAAUGAGCAUUUCUAUUUCCUCACGUUCCCACGUCCACCAGAGACUGCAGACAAAGAAAUAGCUCCUGUAGACUAUGCGCUGCUGGCUGGACAGAGUCAACGUUCAGUGGUUCUCAAAAGACCCCGUAGACGAUCUCGUGAGACUGCUGAAACAGUAGACUUGAUGGAUGAGAAGGAAGAAGAUGGCUACUUUUCCAUCUGUGGCAUGGUGGAUGGCGUGGCUGAUGCGUUAACCAUAUCAAUGGACGACGAGUGGGAGUUAACUCCCGUCGUGGUAGAAGUAAAGAACCGAAUGCGAGGCAUCCGGAACCCUCCACCACUCUACGACCACAUCCAAUUAGCAGUUUACAUGAAAAUGCUGGGGGUCGAACAUGGCGAUCUGGUUCAAUGUAUCUAUGGGGCUGACCCGCGUCCUACUAUCCAAAUAUCACGCGUGUCGUUGGGUGUUGCGCCGCUGUGUCUUCCAGCGUCUUCAACGAGCCAAGAGCGAGAUAUCUGGACUGAAGUGAUCGUACCUCGACUCUACACAUUCACAGCGGCUGUACAAAAGCUGCGGGAUAACGAACUACUGCGACUUGACUACCUCAACGGAACUGAGGAAGAGCGGCGUGAAAUUCUACGAACUGAGUGUGAUUUUCUGUAAAGAUUUUUUCUAUUCAAUAUGCAGAUUUUCUUUACAUGAUGAGGCAACAGCGUUGCGUGUUCCGAGUCUUUCGCGCUUCGUUGGCUCUGUCUUCGGCCUCGAUUUCAUCGGCCAUCGCUGUACGAGCCUCCUGGUCCCCCUGCUCUCCAUUGCUCGCGCCGGGU